CCAUCGCGCGCACUCCGGCCGAAGUUUUGAAACAAUUAAUUACUGCGGCAUAAGAUUAAUCAUUAUAAUACAGUCUCUCGUACGUGCUUCAUCGUGAAAGAAUAAUUGUAAAGUGAACGAACCCUUGUCGCACUUUUGGGGAAAACGAAGCACGAUCAUUCUGUAUUCUUGCGAAUUUUGGAAAGGACGAGGAAAAGAAAGAAUAAUUAUAUCUCGAAAUUGUGGCCCUUGCGUGUUUCGGAGUCGCCCACACCUCAUCUAAUUUCUCUUCCAAUCGUGACACGUUAACGACUCAUCUUCACCACAAAGGUAAGAUCAUGUGCGCAUCAUAUUAAUUCAUUUUCUGGUAUUUCCUAAGAUGCAUUGAAUCAUUUCCCCUUCCUUCGGAUUCUGUAGAUGAAUAGAUCACUACAGAGACAAGCUCGCAGGCAGAACAUCCGACAAUUGGAACGGUAUAUCGAGUCAAGGGCCAGGAUUCUCCGACUUUUGCACUCUAUCGAUAGGCGCGCCCCUCAAUUAUUCCAUCUACCGAAUCACUCGCGACAAAUUCAGCACGCGAUCGACCUAUCGACUUUUUCGUGUUUUGAUGUAGAAAUCGUCAAUACCGCCCCUCGUAAUAUUGUCCCUCGACGCACCUCGCGACGCGUACCCCCGCAAGCUAUAAGCUAUCCCCCUCAACCACCAGCACCGGUUGCUUCGACAUCUAACCCUCCCCCUUCCCCCUCUCGAUCUAGCAGUACAGCAACCGAUAUCGAGGAGGCCCUCCGAGACACGGUCGACGAGAGUCUCGCUCGAAUGAUAGAAGCAGUGCAAACUUUUAAUACAAUACCAUCUGAAGCUCUCCCUAGUGUAAACCAAGACGAAUUCGAGGAAUAUCUACGAUCCUUAGAAUUGCGCCCAGUCCAGCCCAGCGACCCAUGAUUGUAACCCCCCUUUUUACAUGGUAGUCUAGUGGUUGUAGACACCUAGUAUAGUAAUAAAGUAGAGUUGUUUUGAUAAAGAGACCAUUUCUGUUUCUUUCGCG
This is a messenger RNA of Monomorium pharaonis (pharaoh ant), 1024 nucleotides long. RefSeq lists its product as uncharacterized. NCBI's taxonomy places the organism in Eukaryota, Metazoa, Arthropoda, Insecta, Hymenoptera, Formicidae. The transcript has 2 exons. The coding region runs from base 397 to 921 and encodes 174 amino acids. The record is from RefSeq and is a predicted model, not a curated record.